AUGGCCGCUGACAAGGCCGAGAAGGCUGCCAACAAGGGCCUCGGAAAGCAGGAAGCCAAGAAGCCCACUUCCAAGGCUCCUAAGAAGAAGAACGACAAUGCCUUGAUCGGUAUUGAUGUUAACAAGGAAGAUGACUUCCCAGGAUGGUACCAGCAGGUUCUCACCAAGGGAGACAUGCUUGACUACUACGAUGUUUCGGGAUGCUUCAUCCUCAAGCCCGCUUCGUACUUCAUCUGGGAGGAGAUCCAGCAGUGGUUCAACACACAUAUCAAGAAGAUGGGUGUCAGGAACUGCUCGUUCCCGCUGUUCGUUUCUGAGGAUGUUCUGAACAAGGAGAAGGAUCAUAUUGAGGGGUUUGCUGCUGAAGUUGCCUGGGUCACUCAUGCGGGCUCUACUCCUCUUGAGAGAAAGAUUGCCAUCCGUCCCACCUCCGAAACUGUCAUGUACCCUUACUACGCCAAGUGGAUUAGAAGCCACCGUGACUUGCCUCUCAGACUCAACCAGUGGAACUCGGUUGUCCGGUGGGAGUUCAAGCACCCCCAGCCUUUCCUCAGAACCAGAGAGUUCCUCUGGCAGGAAGGUCACACUGCGCACUUGACUGAGAGUGCUGCGCGGGAGGAGGUUUUGCAGAUUCUUGACUGGUAUGCUCACAUCUACGAAGAUCUCCUGGCUGUCCCAGUCGUCAAGGGUCAGAAGACGGAGAAGGAGAAGUUCGCCGGUGGUCUCUACACCACCACUGUCGAGGGUUAUAUCCCCGCCACUGGUCGUGGUAUCCAGGGUGGAACAUCGCACGGUCUUGGUCAGAACUUCAGUAAGAUGUUCAACAUCACUGUCGAGGAUCCCUCUGCCAAGGGCGAUGAGAAGAAGCCGCCUCUCCACGUGUGGCAGAACUCGUGGGGUCUCUCGACCCGUACCCUGGGUGUCAUGGUCAUGAUCCACAGUGACAACAAGGGUCUGGUCCUCCCCCCUCGUGUCGCAGAGCUCCAGACCAUUGUUGUCCCUGUCGGUAUCACCGCUAAGACCACCGAUGAGGAGCGCCAGAAGCUUUACUCUGAGAUUGAUGGCCUUGUUGCUGUCCUUGACGCUGCUGGCGUCCGUGCUGACAGCGACAAGCGCGACUAUUCUCCUGGCUGGAAGUUCAACGAGUGGGAGCUCCGUGGUGUGCCCCUCCGUCUCGAGUUUGGCCCUGGUGAGUCCGCAGGCCACUUUAUCACUGCUGCUCGCCGUGAUAUCCCUGGUAAAGAUGGCAAGUCGACUCUCCCCAUCCCUGAAUUGUCGACUGCUGUCCCCGCUCUGCUGGAAACCAUCCAGAAAGACCUGUACAACCGUGCCGAUGCUGAGUACACCUCCCACCGAAAGAUCAUCACCAACUGGGACGAGUUCGUUCCUGCUCUCAACGACAAGAAUGUCUGCCUCAUUCCCCACUGUCUCACUGAGGAGUGCGAGGACUCGAUCAAGGCCACUAGCGCACGCAAGGUUGAGGAGGACACUGGCGAGGCCCAAGAUGCCAAGGCCCCCAGCAUGGGUGCCAAGUCGCUGUGCAUUCCCUUCGACCAGCCCGAGGGCCUCACUCCUGGUGUGACCAAGUGUACCAACCCUCUGUGCAACCGACUGGCCGAGAAAUGGUGCAUGUUUGGCCGUAAGUAA
This is a messenger RNA of Aspergillus wentii DTO 134E9, 1647 nucleotides long. RefSeq names its product proline--tRNA ligase. NCBI's taxonomy places the organism in Eukaryota, Fungi, Ascomycota, Eurotiomycetes, Eurotiales, Aspergillaceae. Gene Ontology annotation, cellular component: aminoacyl-tRNA synthetase multienzyme complex; cytoplasm. Gene Ontology annotation, biological process: prolyl-tRNA aminoacylation. Gene Ontology annotation, molecular function: proline-tRNA ligase activity; ATP binding. The transcript is spliced from 3 exons. Bases 1 to 1647 code for a protein of 548 amino acids. The record is from RefSeq and is a predicted model, not a curated record.